AUGGUAGAAUUCUUAGACUUUAUAGAAGACCUGGAGCUUAUUGACUUGCCACUUGAAGGAGGAACACAGACUUGGUUUAGGGGAGAUACAAAUAAUAUUGCAUCAAGGAUAGAUAGAAUAAUAUUUACAACCGAGUGGAGUGAACAAUUUAGUAAAAUAAAGCAGGCUGCUCUACAAAGACUGACAUCAGACCAUGUGCCUAUAGCUUUACACUGUGGACCAUGGGAUCUGAACAAAUCUUAUUUCAAGUUUGAAAAUUGGUGGCUGAACACAGAGGAAUUUAUAGAUAAAAUCAGGUCUUUGGUGGAAUUCUUUUGCAUAUACAGGAAACCAGACUACAUUUUAAGCACUGAAGGAGCACUAAUAGAGGAAGAGGUUGCAUUAAAGGCAACUACUUUCCUGGAGUAUGAAGAACUACUCAAGAACGAAGAGACUACAUGGAGGCAAAUAUCCAAAAUUUUGUGGCUAAAAGAAGGUGACAACAACACUAAGUUCUUUUACAACUCAGCUAAUGCACAUAAAAGGAGUAAUUGUAUUGACCAACUGGAAGUACAAGGUGAGACAGUGAAGAAGCUGGACAAAGUGAAAAAGGAGAUCAUACAGUUCUAUAAGAAGUUGUACACAGAAACAGAGCGAUGGAGACCAGCAGGAAACAUGAUAAAUUGUCCUACAAUCUCAGAAGCAGAAAAAGUAUAA
Molecule: messenger RNA, 696 nt
Organism: Solanum stenotomum
Lineage: Eukaryota; Viridiplantae; Streptophyta; Magnoliopsida; Solanales; Solanaceae
Exons: 2
Coding region: 1-696 (231 amino acids)
Source: RefSeq, a predicted model, not a curated record